Molecule: messenger RNA, 528 nt
Organism: Cylicostephanus goldi
Lineage: Eukaryota; Metazoa; Nematoda; Chromadorea; Rhabditida; Strongylidae
Source: the annotation of a GenBank genome assembly
UCCAGGCGCAUUUCACGGAGCCGACAAACUGCAUUUAUUCAACAUUACUCCUCGAUUUCUGAGUAGAAGAAAAGAUAGAAAUUGGCAGUUAGAUCAGCGAGUUGUAGAGAUAUUUGCUGAUUUGAUAGUCAACUUCGCACGUCAUGGGUAUCCAACUCCUGAGAACUCUGGAUUUUCAUUCAACUGGACUGCAACAAACGCAAUGGAGUUGAAUUACUUGUCGAUUACUGACAGCCCCACUAUGGAAGUGAGACCAAUAUUUAAGACCUCGGAUGGGUGCUUUCUAAGCUACGAUUUCCAGGUUGGAUAUCGAUGGCAAGGUCAUGUUUUCUGGAAUUGGUAUGCAAGAUCAUUGGAUGCCGUUGAUGUAGGAAAUUUGCAACGAAUAGCUCAACUUGAUAGGGAUGUAGGAAACUGGCAGUUCGCAACAGCCAUGCUAGCAUUCUGCUCACUGUUCUUCUUCGCAAUCCUGGUUGGUUUGGCAUGCUACUGUACCAGAAAGGAUUCCGACGACGAUGACUUAUGACU